AUGCUGCGCCGCCCGGUGCUCUCUCCUGUCCGUCGCGCUCUCUCGACACGUCGCUCGACCCGCUCUGCUGCAGUUUUGAGCUCCAUCUCCAUCCCGUCCGUCUCUGCUAGCGAUCACUACCAGCACCAGCACCGGUAUCAGCACCAGCAUCAGUACAAGCACCAGUCCCGACAUCGCAGUCAUCGUCGUCAUGAGUCGAGCUCUUCUUGGCUAGCGGCACUCGCUGCAAGCACAUUCGGCGUUUCGAUUCUCUCUUUAUCUUGCGAUAGCUGCUCUGUGGACUGCUGUGGGAUUGUGGGCGUUGUGAGCAAGACCCAAAGUGCAUCAGAUUUUCUAUUGGAAGGCUUGACGAUUCUCCAGAACCGUGGCUACGACUCGGCGGGCAUGACGACGCAGUCAAGCGCUCCUAUUCCUUGUACUAGUAACAGUACUGAGAAUAAUGGCGCUACUGCUGCUACUACCACCACAAAAGAAGAGGCAGCAGCUGCAGCAAAGAGAGCGGCAGCAGCGCCUUUGAUUACGACCAAAUUCGCUUCCGUAGUUGGUACGGCCGACUCCAUUCAUUUGUUACGGGAGACUGUGGACAGACAUAAGGGGAAUACUGCUGGUAUUGCACACACACGCUGGGCGACGCACGGUGCCAAGACGGACUGCAAUUCUCACCCGCAUAUGGACAUGCAUGGACGCGUGGCUCUCGUGCAUAAUGGCACGUUUACAAACUAUUACGAAGUGAAACAGGAGUUGCUGGACGAAGGCGUUAUAUUUUCGUCGCAGACGGACACGGAAGUGGCGGCACAGCUCAUUGGACACUUGAUGGGCGAAGGGGCAGAUCUGCUCACAGCAGUACGGCUAGCACUCAAGAAACUAGAAGGCACGUGGGGACUUUGUGUCAUGGCACGCGACGAACCGGGCAAGAUUGUCAUAGCACGCAAUGGAUCGCCCCUGUGCAUUGGAUACGGAUCAAAUGAGAUGUUUGUGGCAUCUGAGACUACCGCUUUCAGUCGCUAUACUAAGCAGUUUAUCUCGCUCAAGGAUGGGGAAGUGGCGGUGAUUAAAAGCGACUCGGCAGAGUUAAACCCAAACGACGAUGGCAAAGAAGAAGGAUUCUUGCAGCGUUUUCCGACCAGUAGAUUGGCCGUGGCGCCGGAUGUCAAGGUGCGACUCUCGCCGGCACCGUAUCCACACUGGACAUUGCGUGAGAUCAUGGAGCAACCAAAAGCAGUGGCGGCGUCCCUGGGAUACGGUGGCCGUGUGUCGGACGACCACGCUUAUCUUGGUGGACUAGAAGCAGAGAAGGAUCGAAUGCUUCAUAUUAAGCACCUCCUUAUUGCUGCGUGCGGUACCUCACUCUAUGCAAGCAAAUACGGCGCCAAGCUGAUGCGAUCACUGAAUGCGUUCGAAAGUGUAGCCACAGAGGAUGCAUCAGAAUGCACGAGUGAUCGAUUCCCGAAGAAGGAUGGUGGCCUGCUCGUUGUGUCCCAAUCUGGCGAGACCAAGGAUGUUCACCGUGCUUUGAAAACGGCUGAAGAGCUGCAACCCGAAGUGCCAACGUUCUCCGUUGUGAACACUGUGGGGUCACUCAUUGCACGCACGACGAAAUGCGGCGUGUACCUGAAUGCCGGUCGCGAGAAUGCCGUGGCUAGUACUAAAGCAUUUGUUACUCAAGUCACGGUCAUGGGACUCAUUGCGUCGUGGUUCGCGCAGAACCGUCCGGACGGUAACCGUUCCAAGAUGGCGGAGCUGAUUCAGAGCAUGCACCGCCUUCCAAUUGCGAUUGGCAUGGCGUUGCGCUCGCGUGACCAAUGCGCAAAAAUUGCCGACAAGUUGGUAUCAGCUGAGCACCUUUUUGUGCUUGGUCGGGGAUACGGUGAGCCUAUUGCCUACGAAGGUGCGCUGAAGAUCAAGGAGAUCACAUACCUGCACGCUGAGGGCUACCCUGGCGGUGCGCUCAAGCACGGUCCCUUUGCGCUUAUUGAAGGUGCGAAUGGUGGUAAGUUUGGUGCCACGCCGAUCAUCUUAAUCGUACUGGAUGACGAGCAUGCCUCAUUCAUGAAGACCGCCGCUGAGUCAGUGCGCGCCCGUGGUGCACAUACCAUCGUUAUUACUGACAACCCGGCGAUGUGCAAGAAUAUUGCUGACGAGGUCAUUCCAAUCCCGGCAAAUGGCCCCAUGACCGCUCUACUCGCGACUAUUCCUCUGCAACUUAUUGCUUACGAGCUUGCCCUGCGCAAGGGUAUAAACCCAGAUUUGCCGCGUAACCUGGCCAAGGCGGUCACAGUGGAUUAA
Molecule: messenger RNA, 2286 nt
Organism: Peronospora matthiolae
Lineage: Eukaryota; Oomycota; Peronosporomycetes; Peronosporales; Peronosporaceae
Source: the annotation of a GenBank genome assembly